Messenger RNA from Mycena indigotica, 840 nucleotides. RefSeq lists its product as uncharacterized. The record is from RefSeq and is a predicted model, not a curated record. NCBI's taxonomy places the organism in Eukaryota, Fungi, Basidiomycota, Agaricomycetes, Agaricales, Mycenaceae. The transcript is spliced from 2 exons. The coding region runs from base 1 to 840 and encodes 279 amino acids.
AUGCCUGCCAUCGGCCCUGCUAUCCCAGAGCACCUACUCAACACGUCAACCGCCUCUGAAGACGAAGAUGACGAUGCUUACGCACCACCUCUACCACCCGAUAUGGUUGCCGGUGGCUCGACUCUCAAACCCCAACCAACAAUCCAAGGACCGUCGAUACCAGCAGCAUCGGCAUACGAUGACGACUCAGAUGAUGAUAUCGGCCCCCAGCCGCUUCGCUCUGGUGUGGCGUCUGAGGAGAGGGAUGCUGUUGCCGAGUUCAUUGCAAAGGAAGAAAGCAGGAGAAAGCAAGUCGAAGAAGCUGCCAAUCCUAAGGCACUCAAGCGCGAUGAGUGGAUGAUCGUCCCACCCAGCUCGUCUGGUCUUCUCGGGACCCUCGACCCUGCGAAACUGAGCAAGGGGCGCCAAUUCUCACGCGGCACCGUCGUAGAACGUAAUGAGGGAGCGAGCACUCUCUGGACAGAGACACCUGCGGAAAGACAGCAACGGCUUGCGGACGAGGUUUCCGGAAAGAAACGGCGGCUGGCCAACAGCGAGGCCAGCUCCGCGGCGGGCAAAGGAGACGAUCUGGAGUCUCGAAAACGCGCCCGUGUGGAUGCGGAACUACGCGACAGCGUCGCUGAACACACACGAAGAACUCGUGGUGCUGCAUUGGUUGACAUGCAUGCGGCAUCAGGCAAGGGUGAAGAGAAAGACGAAGCCAAGGCCAUCUGGGAUAGAGACCGCGACAUGGGCAUUAGCGGGAGGCUUAUGGAUGCGGAAAAGAGGAAUAAAUUGAUUAAAGAGGCGAAGGGACUGGGAGACAGAUUUUCGACGGGAAAGACUGGAGGGUAUUAUUGA